Messenger RNA from Pomacea canaliculata, 1564 nucleotides. RefSeq names its product complement C1q-like protein 4. The coding region runs from base 376 to 1008 and encodes 210 amino acids. The transcript is spliced from 4 exons. Gene Ontology annotation, molecular function: protein binding. The record is from RefSeq and is a predicted model, not a curated record. NCBI's taxonomy places the organism in Eukaryota, Metazoa, Mollusca, Gastropoda, Architaenioglossa, Ampullariidae.
CUACCGUGGUGUUUAUUGACUAUGCAGAUAUGGGGUGUCUUCGAUACUCUGAUGUGACACUUUUACAUUAAGGAUGUGAAAGUAGAGACCAAAAAAUCGAGACAGAAGAAGGCUUUUCAAAAGUUUAAGUGACAAUUAAUGUUUAUGUGAGUGCAUGAGUACGUGUGUGAGUGUAUGAGAGAGAGACAUUAGAUAUGCGAAAAAGAGAAGAGGGUGACUGGAGAGGAUCUGUCACUUCUGUGGUUCCCCUUUCUACAGUCAAUAUAAGCGGCACUUACUUUGUGGAGAGCUGUGUAUGACUUGUGUGUGUCCUCCCUUGUCUCUAUUCACUUGUUGGAACCCAACUCUGCAGGCAGUUUUGUCAGAGACAAGACAAUGACUAGAAACCUCCUGUCAAUUCUACCUGUACUCGCUCUCUGUCUGUGGCUGUGCACCGCGGCAUCGUCAAGGCUGGUCAAAAGGUCUGACGAUCUUGACCCUCUGGAGGCUGUAGUCAGUCAGCUUUCGCAGACAGUUGCAGGCCUCCAGGCUGAAAUAGCGGCGCUGAAAUCGUCCAAAGCCGACAAUGCGGUUCUCCUCGCCCUUCAAACCCAAGUCCGAUCUCUGCAAACGAUUACUGCAGAACACAAAGUGGCGUUUCUUGCAAGGGUGGACGUGGAUGUGGCAGCCAAUGCACCGAUUCCCUUUCACGCAGUUGACUUCAACGUUGGCAACGCCUACGACCCCUUGUCGGGCAUCUUCACCGCACCUCACUCAGGGGUCUACCUCCUCAGCACGCAGAUAUUCCCACAGUUUGCAGGUGACGUACUCGUCGACCUCUACAAAAACGGAGGAAUCAUUAUACGCAUGCGUGUAUUUGACAGCACGAGUCCAACCUCCGAGUCCACCUCCAUCACAGACCAUGCCAAUGCUGGAGACAAAUACUGGGUGCAGGUCAACGUAGGGGGUCACAUAUAUGCUGGCGCCCACAGCUUCUUCAGUGUGACCAUAGUUUUUCCUGACAGUUAGGUCAACUGCUGAAUCUUUUUUCUGUUGGAUGUCUCUGGUUAACAAAGCGAUUACACAGCAACUCAUUCUUUCACAGAUACAGUGGCGUAGGAAGGUGCUCGGGCUCGGGAUGGGGAACUCCAUGCUUACAGUGAAUGACAUUCUUAUUCUUGUCUUCUUAAUAUAUCUUUUUUGAGUUGACGGCUGCCUCCCUAUCACCUCCCCCCCCCCACCAGUUCCUACACCACUGAGAUAUAUUAGUAUGACAAUAAAUAGCACUUCUUAUUUGCAAAUCACAACACUCUAAUCUUCCAGCUAAAUCUUUCUCUCUCUCUAUGCACACACUGCACGCAAACUCCUACGGUAUAUGUUUCUUACAUUUGAAGGAAAACUUUGCUUUGUCUCCCUAUGACCAAGGUGAUUGGAACUAUUACACAGACUGUCCUUCUAUAAUACAAUAUUAUCUCAAUACGCCUUGACUCUGCCAAGUAUUCUGAGUCAUGGUAACAAAAUUACCACAGAUUCUCAAAGAAUGAAAUUUAUUAUAUAAAUGUGAUCGUGAAAUAAAUUUGACUAU